Molecule: messenger RNA, 985 nt
Organism: Cyprinus carpio (common carp)
Lineage: Eukaryota; Metazoa; Chordata; Actinopteri; Cypriniformes; Cyprinidae
Product: cadherin-related family member 1-like
Exons: 8
Coding region: 116-970 (284 amino acids)
Biological process (GO): homophilic cell-cell adhesion
Cellular component (GO): membrane
Molecular function (GO): calcium ion binding
Source: RefSeq, a predicted model, not a curated record
UGAGUCACAGGAUUACUGAAGCUGCGCUCAGACGUGUUUAAAGACGUCUUCAGACCAGCAGCAGCUGCAGCACUCUUCAUAUGAUCCUUCAGUCUCUCUACACUUAUUCUGCAGGAUGAAGAGUAUGAGGAAAAAACAGUCUUUAAUUCUUCUCAUCUCACUGUGCAUGUCAAUGGGGCAAUCUGACUUUGCACCGUAUUUCUAUGAUAAUGGAGCUGGAAGCAGCAACGGAAACCUGGCGUUAUUCAGCAUCUCUGAAGACACGUCUGUUGGGACUCAUGUUUACACACUGAACGGCUCUGACCCCGAAGGCGAGCCAGUGACCUUCGGCAUGACCUUUGAUAAGGGCUCCAGAGAUUAUUUCAGCGUUGAGCCCAAAUCAGGGAACAUGACUCUCAUCCAAACACUGGACAGAGAGGUUCAGGAUGAGAUCGUUGCAUUUGUGACCAUAACAGAUGGGAGAAAUAAGGUUGUAGAAAAUGUUCGAGUGUUCAUCACAGAUGCUAAUGAUGAAAAGCCUGAGUUUUUGAAUCUGCCAUUCGUAGUGGACGUCCCCGAGGACGCAGCUUCAGGCAGCAGCAUCUACAGAGUCCAGGCCAUCGACAGAGACCUCGGGUCCGGAGGAAGUGUCACCUACUACCUGCAGGAGACAUACCUUCAUCAGUUAUCAUUUCGUUUGCAGUCGACACCCAGCACUAAGUUCACCAUCGAUGGUCACAGUGGAGUCCUGCGCAUCAGAGCCGGAGAAUCGCUGGACUACGAGCUCUCCAGAACUCACUUUGUCACUGUGGUAGCAAAGGAUGGCGGGGGUAAAUAUCAUGAAAAAUACCAAGUCAUGACCUCCACAGCCAUCAUAACCAUCAAUGUCCUCGAUACCCAGGAUUCUCCUCCACUGUUUGUUGGUACUCCGUAUUUUGGAUAUGUCUAUGAAGUCUCUGUACCAGUAAGUGUGACAUUAUUUCAUAUCUAAAAUCCUAAAAAAAUA